CAUCUUCCCAGGUGACCACGCCGGCCUCAGGACAUGCCCGGGCACAGCCGCAACGGGCAGGCCCACGUGCCCCGGCGGAAACGCCGCAACCGCUUCGUCAAGAAGAACGGCCAAUGCAACGUGUACUUCGCCAACCUGAGCAACAAGUCCCAGCGCUACAUGGCGGACAUCUUCACCACGUGCGUGGACACGCGCUGGCGGUACAUGCUCAUGAUCUUCUCCGCAGCCUUCCUCAUCUCCUGGCUCUUCUUUGGCCUCCUCUUCUGGUGCAUCGCCUUCUUCCACGGUGACCUGGAGGCCAGCCCCGCGGUGUCCGCCACCGCCGGGGGCUCCUCGGGCAGUGGCGCAGCAGGCCCGGUCCCCAAGCCUUGCAUCAUGCACGUGAACGGCUUCCUGGGCGCCUUCCUGUUCUCCGUGGAGACGCAGACCACCAUCGGCUACGGGUUCCGGUGCGUGACGGAGGAGUGUCCGCUGGCCGUCAUCGCCGUGGUGGUCCAGUCCAUUGUGGGCUGCGUCAUCGACUCCUUCAUGAUCGGCACCAUCAUGGCCAAGAUGGCCCGGCCCAAGAAGCGGGCGCAGACGCUGCUGUUCAGCCACCACGCGGUGAUCUCGGUGCGUGAUGGCAAACUCUGCCUCAUGUGGCGCGUGGGGAACCUGCGCAAAAGCCACAUCGUGGAGGCCCACGUGCGGGCCCAGCUCAUCAAGCCCUACAUGACCCAGGAGGGGGAGUACCUGCCGCUGGACCAGCGGGACCUCAAUGUGGGCUACGACAUCGGCCUGGACCGCAUCUUCCUAGUGUCGCCCAUCAUCAUCGUCCACGAGAUCGACGAGGACAGUCCCCUGUACGGCAUGGGCAAGGAGGAGCUGGAGUCGGAGGACUUCGAGAUCGUGGUCAUCCUGGAGGGUAUGGUGGAAGCCACCGCCAUGACCACCCAGGCCCGCAGCUCCUACCUGGCCAGCGAGAUCCUGUGGGGCCACCGCUUCGAGCCCGUGGUCUUUGAGGAGAAGAGCCACUACAAGGUAGACUAUUCACGCUUCCAUAAGACCUACGAGGUGGCGGGCACGCCUUGCUGUUCGGCACGGGAGCUGCAGGAGAGCAAGAUCACCGUGCUGCCCGCGCCGCCGCCGCCGCCCAGUGCCUUCUGCUACGAGAACGAGCUGGCCCUCAUGAGCCAGGAGGAAGAGGAGAUGGAGGAGGAGGCGGCGGCCGCAGCGGCAGCCGUGGCUGCAGGCCUGGGCCUGGAGGCAGGCUCCAAGGAGGAGGCGGGCAUCAUCCGAAUGCUGGAGUUUGGCAGCCACCUAGAUCUGGAUCGCAUGCAAGCCACCCUCCCGCUGGACAACAUCUCCUACCGCAGGGAGUCUGCCAUCUGACCUCCAGGCCUCCUCCUCCUCCUUUCCCGCCAGAGCCUCUGCCCCUGUGGGAUGCCAGGACUUCUCUCCCA
Dipodomys ordii (Ord's kangaroo rat) is the source of this 1442-nucleotide messenger RNA. RefSeq names its product potassium channel, inwardly rectifying subfamily J, member 4 (gene Kcnj4). The transcript has a single exon. Gene Ontology annotation, molecular function: inward rectifier potassium channel activity. Lineage: Eukaryota; Metazoa; Chordata; Mammalia; Rodentia; Heteromyidae. Gene Ontology annotation, biological process: potassium ion import across plasma membrane; regulation of monoatomic ion transmembrane transport. The coding region runs from base 34 to 1371 and encodes 445 amino acids. Gene Ontology annotation, cellular component: plasma membrane. The record is from RefSeq and is a predicted model, not a curated record.